Molecule: messenger RNA, 3466 nt
Organism: Sitodiplosis mosellana (orange wheat blossom midge)
Lineage: Eukaryota; Metazoa; Arthropoda; Insecta; Diptera; Cecidomyiidae
Product: mucin-2
Exons: 3
Coding region: 668-3268 (866 amino acids)
Source: RefSeq, a predicted model, not a curated record
CAUAUCACAUUUUAUUCGACUUGACUGUUGAAAUACCGGCAUAAAAUGGGUGCGUUCAAUGUUUCACUCAAUUCAUUCAAUUUGAAUUAAUGAAAACUGAGGAGAAAACAUAAUAUUUCCAUUUUUUUACAUUUUUAUUUACGUUUUUUUCUUACAUGUUUAAUCUGAAUUUAAAAUGUAAUUUGGUGGAAAAACAUACACACAAUAGAUUAGUCCAAGUGUGUCGUAAAUGUCCCAACUUCAGAUUAAAUGGGUCUAACAUUGAACUUUCAAUUUGAAUUGACACAAACCAUUUUUUCGGCAACACAAACCGAUAAACCGAUGUCGACACAACGCGUGUAAAGGUUACGAAAAUAGCGGCAUUUCUGAACGCAAAUUUAUUUAGCAUUUGAUGUUUGACACAAACGCGAUUUAAUCGAAAAUGAAUAAAUUGAAAUUUGCGUUUCAUAUCAUGUUUCAAGGCUAUACGCAAAUAUUGUUGAUGGGAUUUUAUUCGUGCCUAUGGAACAUUUAUAAACAUAAAUAGCCGCAACAUUUGGAAUUAUUUAAUCAAAAUGACAAUAAGAAAUUUAUUUCAACCAUUUUUUUCUGCUGUUUAUCGUUGAAUAAUUUUUAACUGACCUAAUUUUCCUUGUUUUGUUUUUCUUCCAGAGAAACCAAUAGCAACAUGCCACGAAAUAACAGUAAAUUCUCCUGGUCAAUACUGAUGCUGUUGCAAUUGAGCAUUGUGCUAGCAUCGCCGCCGAAUAUUGCCUAUCCCGAUUCAUAUGAAAUGUAUUCGUACAAAGAGCCAAGAUCGAUGAAUGAUUUGAAGCAGCAGCACGUGCGGCAGGCAAUGAUUGAUGUGACCGAUACAAUCAACGAAGUGCAGAAGAUUUUGCAGAAAGAUCCCCGUCUGCCUCGACUGACUCGUGGGGAAAUCGAAGACCUAUUCGAAAUGGUGACGCGUGAAGAGUACAAACGAAGUUUGGCAAUUGGAGAUUUUGAACGUGCCAAACACAUGCGAUCAUUGAUGUUAGUGCUGCCAUUCAACACAAACAACUACUCGGAGGAGCGAUUAGAGGAGCUCUUCACUCAAACACCCGUCACCAAAAUGAUUGACGUCACCAAAAAUCUCAAAAAUCCGAAACCUCAACGAAUUGUUGUCCCCGCAUCAGCGGAAAACUCCGUGUUAGACAUGAUUGGAGCACAUUCCGAUGUAACUAAUCAUAAAAUGCCCACCACAUUCAAACCGAAUUUCCCAAUCAACCGUAUGAAAACCACAUACACAGCUCCGGUGACAACGUUCCAUCCCAAAGCAACCGUACAAACUGUUUCGGCUUACAAUCCAAGAUUGACAGCACAAACCGUUGCGAAUAUGCACCCGAGAAUGACGAUGCAAACAAUGCCAAGCCUGUACCCGAAACCAGCGCCAGCGCAAACCUUUGCAACAUUCCAUCCAAAGAGUACAAUGCAAACGAUGGCAAACAUGUAUCCAAAAUCAACAGUUCAAACGGUGUCUGGAUAUCGUCCAAAAGCAACACUUCAAACUGCUGCUAGUUUCAAUCAACCUAAGACCACACUUGAACCACCAAUUUCGUCAUACCAUCCAAAGGCAACGCUUCAAACUAUUUCGGCCAAUGCCAUUCCAACUGAUUUUGUGUCCACAUACCAUCCGAAAACCGCAACAUUCAAAGUGACACAAGAAUCGAAUGUGGGCAGCACGCAGCUGAAUCCAAAGUACAGCAGUCGAUUCAGUGCACAAACGACAUACUUCACUCCGACCGUUACACCAACAAUGCGACCAAAUGUGAAAAAUAUGCUUGCUUCGAUUGGUUUGGAACCCGAUGACACACCAACUAUUUCAAGCGAGUCACAACAACCGUCAACCAUUGCUGGUCCAACCACUGUAAGAACAACUACUAUCGCGGCAACGACGACGACAACCACCACAACUCCAAAACCUGAACUCACACCUGAGCUCAAAGAAUUGCUGGAAUCAUUUGGAUUGCUUACAAAUGAAGAGCCACCAGCCCAUGUAACCGCAGGUGCAUAUCAAGAUGAGUUCCAUCCGAUUUUCCCAAGCUCAUUGAAAGAUGAGUCGCUUUCGGUGAGUGAAUUUAAACCAUUGCCAAAAUCGGUGACUGCUUCCGAUAUUGAGGGUAAAAUCGAAGAAAGUUCGUUGGAAAUCAAACCCGAUGACUUUUCCUCUUUCAAACCGCUUCCGUUGCCAGAGGAAAAGGCCGCAAAAGAUGAAGACCUAGAGAAAUUGCUAAAAACAUACGGUCUUCUGGAGGAAGAAGAACGCGGCAGCAAAGAAAUUGACGAUGUCAUUGAGAAAUUAAACAAUGACAGCGAAGAAAGUGGCAGCGAAACAUUCGAAGUAACUGCAAAACCGUACAACAAAAUCUCCGAAGUGCCAGAGGUUGAUGUAGGAUUUUUGUCACCGGAAUUGGCCAAAGUGCUCGGUAAUAUUGGUGUGAAGAGUGUGAAUCAGCAAGCAACAAGUGCAACACCGGUCAUCACAAGACGAAUUGAUACAACUGAACCAGUGGAACACUCAACUGGUCAAGGUAUAUCGUCGACUAUGAAAGAAGAUUAUCAGAAAUUGCACCUACUGCUGGACACUAUCAAACAAUUAGACAAUCUAAAUGCCAAUCUCACUGAAGAAGAAUUGGAUAAGUUGAAUUUGAAAAAUUUCAACUUGAGCAAAGACACUUUGCUCGAAAGUGAAGGACCAGAUCCAACCUAUGACGUUCAGAGUGCAACGAAAAAUGAAGUAAAACGACAAACCAACGCUUCCGAACCGACACGAAUUCAACUGGAUAUCACCGGCACAACUCAAUCGUCGGGCAGUAGUUCAACCACAUCAGACGAUGAUGAUGCCGAUGACAUUACAAAAUCCGACGACCAAGACACUGCGAAGUUGGAAAAUGUGGCAAUGGACGAUGAAAAAACUAGUGAAACACCACGCGAAGGUAAAAAUGAGGACUUGAAAAAAGAAAAAGACACAGAGACCGAGUCAUCAUCACCGUCGUCAACCACAUCGACAACAACUACAACAGAAGAGUCUAAAAAUGGCGAUUUAGCCGGUUCAUUCGGCGGCAACGACGGCUUAGAUCAACCAGUAUCUGAGGAACCAUUGCCACCACCGCGUAAAAAUGGUUUCUACUUUUUCUCCGAUUGGAACUCAUUUUUAGAAGUCGGUGAAGAUCCCGACAAAGUUGUUGUACGAUUCGAUCCGAAAAUUGGCGACCCAAGCCAAUUUGUUAAGGUCAAAGACGUAUAAUUUCGUCAAUGAGAUUGAUGAUUGUAGCUUAAAGUAGAACAAUUUAAGGAUUUACUCUUAGCCCGCGGAAUUUUUAUUUAUUUUUUAAAUUUGUUAUCCGCUCGCCGAAUUUUUUUAGAAAAUUAAUCGAAAAAAUACAACUUUUUUCUAUUGCAUUGAAAGGAAAAUACUGGAUGAUUAAAAUCUGUUAUAAACAUU